This is a messenger RNA of Anoplophora glabripennis (Asian longhorned beetle), 1737 nucleotides long. RefSeq names its product leucine-rich repeat and guanylate kinase domain-containing protein-like. Gene Ontology annotation, molecular function: protein binding. The transcript has 7 exons. The record is from RefSeq and is a predicted model, not a curated record. Lineage: Eukaryota; Metazoa; Arthropoda; Insecta; Coleoptera; Cerambycidae. Bases 1 to 1737 code for a protein of 578 amino acids.
AUGUCGGAGAGAUCGAGUUAUAGAAUAACGGUAUCUUCUUUUAAUCAACUGGAGUCUUUAGCUAACUAUCAGCCUUACUGUGAAACACCGAAAUGUCAAAGUUUUCAAGAAUUACAAAUAGAUACUGAUGGGGAAGAAAAUCCUCUUUAUUCAAAAAUUAAUGAUAAACAAAAUCCGUUUCCUGAUUAUUCGCCGGUUUUAGAAACUGUCCAAAAUCUAGCAGGUGAAUGGGGAACUCACAGAUUUGAUAAAGAAGCCUGGUACAAAAGUAAGCCAUUUGCUGUUGUGAAGCAGAACAGGAGAAAUAUAUCAUACGAAGAUACUUCUGAAGAUGAAAAUGAAGAAAUUAGUAAUGAAUAUGAAGAAACUAUAGAAGAAUCAAGUGUAUUAACUGAUGAUAUGAUUAAAGCUUCUUUGUCUUAUUUGGAAAGGUCUCCUAUAGUGUUGAAAUACGUCCUUUGUAAAUGUGUAUUGUCAAACAAGGAUUUACGUGACAUUAAUGGAAUAAAAUAUUACCAUUACAUACAGUAUCUGGAUAUUUCUAAAAAUGAUUUGACCAGCUUGGCUGCACUAUCCCAGUUGCCAUUUUUGCAAUAUUUGGAUGCAUCGUAUAAUUACUUAGAAAAUGUACUGGACUUUAAAGCCCCUUUUUUCUUGGCAAGUGUUAACCUCUCCCAUAACUUGAUCAGAAUCAUACCGGAUCUGACCGAGUUUUGGUCAUUAACUGAUUUAAAUUUGUCAUACAAUAGUAUUGAAAAAAUAAGCGGUCUGGAGAAUUUAAGGUUUUUGAAUUAUUUGGACCUAUCACACAAUAAAAUAUCGGCACUUGAAAAUUUGAAUUACUUGCGGAUACAAAUAUUAAUUUUACAUCAUAACCUUAUUGACAGCAACAAUGUGGAUGAUGAUCCAGUUCUUUUUAAGACGCUGGAUUAUAUACGUUUGGUAGAUUUAUCCCACAACAAUAUUAGUUCUUUAGAAAUGUUCCAAAAUGCUAGUUAUAUAGAAGGCAUCGACAUGAGCAAUAACAAUAUAUCUAGUUUAUUAGAACUAUAUCAUUUAUGCAAUUUAAGAUAUCUUUCAAGGUUGAAUUUGAUGAACAAUCCAGUUACAACAAUGAAGUACUAUUUCAACGUGUGCGUGGAGAAUAUAAAACAUUUGAUAAUCUUGGAUGGAAAGAAAAUAUGUCCAGAGAAACGAAUUCAUAUUACUAAUACUUUUACUCCAUUAUUUCCUGGAAAAGUAUCUCACGCAGAACUUAUGUUACUUCAACAAAUUAACUAUCCCAAUAUUGAUUCAUUCUUACUGCCAAUUAAUCAUCCCCAUCCAAUUAUUAUUGUUUUAGUGGGACCACCUGGAUCUAGAAAAAGUUAUAUCGCAAGAAAGUUCUGCAGGACGAAUAAAAUGCUGGUUUAUGGGGUAAGUUAUACGACUAGACCUAGAGUAGAAGGUGAAGUUGAGGGUGAAAAUUAUUAUUUUAUUACUACUGAAGAAUUUAGAAACUUAGCUCGUACUGGAAAGUUCAUCGCUGUGUCCGAAUUUAACGGACAUUCGUUUGGAAUCGCAUACGAAGAAAUAUAUAAAGCAGUGGAUAAGAUUUUGGUAUUUCAUUCCGAUAUAACUGCCGCUGUAACUUUGAAGACCAGAGCUGUCAAUCCGAAACUUGUUCUAGCGAUCCCGAAAAGUGAGCUUAUCCAUUUGAAAUGGUUAAGGGAGAAAUAUUUUUUCAAUGAAACGUAA